This is a messenger RNA of Tarenaya hassleriana, 4276 nucleotides long. Its product is annotated as increased DNA methylation 1. Gene Ontology annotation, molecular function: acyltransferase activity, transferring groups other than amino-acyl groups; transcription corepressor activity. Lineage: Eukaryota; Viridiplantae; Streptophyta; Magnoliopsida; Brassicales; Cleomaceae. The record is from RefSeq and is a predicted model, not a curated record. Bases 390 to 4031 code for a protein of 1213 amino acids. Gene Ontology annotation, biological process: negative regulation of DNA-templated transcription. The transcript has 8 exons.
CAGUUUUUACAGUGGAAAUAUAUUUUGGGCUGUGUGACAUCUCUCUGUCUCACUCUCUCUCUCCAUUUCUCAUAUCCUCGUGUUGGUGGCCGGAAAGUUGCGUCAGCGUCCGCCGACGGGAUAAUCCCCUGUUACAUCGGCGGAGCAAUCUGACGAGGUUACUGUUAUUGUCCUGUUCGUGGUGAUCCAACAAUGUCAGGCUUCGAUUCUCAUGGAUUGAUAAAUUGGGGGAUCGGUUUGGCUUUGGUCUAGAUCUGUUGUUCCUAGGGUUGUUAAUAUUCUCCUGUCCUUUUGGUUCGCAGUUUUUGUUAAUUACAUUCCGAUAUCCCGGAUGAGAUGGAGGAAAAUUAGGGUUUUAAUCGGAUUUGGUGGCUUAGUUUGUGUAAACCAUGGAAGGAGGGGGCAGGAGAUCUGGUGAACCUUCAGGGGUAGUGAUAAAGAAACGGAGCUCUUCGGGUUGUUUGAUUGUGAAGAAGAAGGGCGACAGGAUUGGUGGGAUUUCUUCAUCUUCUGGGAAUCGCCCGGUUUAUGACUCGUUGUUGGAAAAUAAGAGGUCCAGGAUGGUUAUGAGUGAUUCUGGUUCUGGGUCUAGCGGUGAAAAUAUGGUACCUUGUAGUAACACUGUUCACCAAACGAUUCACCGCCAUUGUAAUGGUUUUGAUAGGUUAAAUGCAGGAGAGGGUCGUUUUGAUGGAAAAAGGGAAUGUGCAGAGCUUGUUGACCGUAAAGGGGAUUGCUUUGUGGGAAACAGCAGCGGCGAAUGGAGGGAGAGGAAGAGAAAUAGAUUAGAUGAAGUGGAGUAUGAUAAUGACGAGAAGGAUGAAGACAAAUUGAUGACGAUGAGAGCGAGGAGGUCGUUUGACAGCAGUGGAGUUGAUAUUGGUAGGAAAGCAUAUUUGGGGUUUGCUCAAUUUGGCAUUGGCAGGAAAUACGGAAUUGGUUCAAGUAGAGAUUUUGUUCUUGAGAAGAGAAGGAAGUCAUACUUUGAUGGGUUAGGGGCUGUAAAUUUUGCUGAUCAGGGUUAUAGAAACAGGUUUAAGGUGAGUGCAGAUGAAAGUGAAAUUCAUGCAUCGUUGUUGCGGACAAAGUACAAGGGUGAGACAGAUUUUGAUGAACCUAUUAGAGUUCAGGGGAAAAACGGUGUUCUGAAGGUGAUGAUAAACAAGAAGAAUAAGAUGAGUGGGGUAUUACUCAGAAACUUCGCUAAUGCGGAAGCUAAAGAAACAAAAAAUGGUUCAAAAGUCCAAGAUACGGGUAAAAUACGUGUUGCCAUCCAGUCGCCAGCCACUUUAAAAGCCGAAAAUCUUGUGAAACCGCAUCCAUGUGUCAGGACACAAUCAAAUGGGUCAAAAACGCGCACGACCUUGGCCAUGAAAAACAAGGGCCUGGACCAACAAGAUUCAGAAGAUCGUGAUAUGUUGGCAAGGCCACAGAAGAAGACUAUUAAAGCUCAUACACAUACCCGGAUGUUGAUUGCUGGAGGAGAAAAGAUUCCACCUGAAGAGUUAGCGCCUCCAAAAAUCAAAGAUGGAAAAGUUAGGCGUGGUUCUGGCACAGAAAAACAACGAUUACGUGAGCGAAUUAGGGGAAUGUUACUGGAAGCAGGGUGGACCAUUGACCAUAGACCCAGAAGGAAUAGGGACUACGUAGAUGCAGUUUAUAUAAGCCCAACAGGAACAGCAUAUUGGUCUAUUAUCAAGGCCUAUGAAGCGCUUCUGAAGCAAUUAAAUAAUGGGGAAACUGAGGCCAAGCCUAGUCGGGACAGUUCUAAGUUGUCUCUCAUCUCUGAUGAGAUACUCAGUCAGUUAACGCGCAAAACUAAAAGGAAGGUUGAAAAAGAUUUGAAAAGACGGCAACAAGGUGGCAGUGAUAGUGAUGAAAAAAACUCAGUUUCCAGAAAAUUCUCUACUGUCAGACAUGAUACAGGAAAUGAAGGCAGAUAUUUUCAUAUAGAGAAACUAAGCUCCUCCCUAGGGAUGGGUGCUAUGUCGAUGAGGAAUGAGAUCAAUCAUGAAGCUGGUUUAACAGGUAUGAAGUACAAAAGUGAUAGCGAUUUGCCUCACCAAACAGAAAAAUCUGCUGGUUCCUUCUCUCAUCAUAUAGAUGGAGGCAACAGUGGCAAAUUUGGUAGAAGCACAUUGUCGGUAAGAUGUUCAACUAAGGAAAACAAUUCAGAAUCUGAUGGCUUUGUACCUUUCUCUGGAAAACGGACAGUGCUGGCAUGGCUGAUUGAUAGCGGAACAGUUCAGUUGAGCGAAAAGGUCAUGAACAUGAACCGCCAACAGUCACGAGCAAUGCUUGAGGGAUGGAUAACAGGGGAUGGUAUUCAAUGUGGUUGUUGCCGUAAACUACUUUCAGUUUCGAAGUUUGAGAUCCAUGCUGGAAGCAAAUUGCCCUUGCCAUUUCAGAACAUGUAUUUAGAUUCCGGGGUUUCUCUUUUUCAAUGCCAAAUAGAUGCGUGGGAUAGGCAAAGGGAUGUUGGGCACAUCGGUUUCUGCUCUGUUGAUGUAAAUGCCGAUGACCCAAAUGACGAUGCUUGUGGUAUUUGUGGAGAUGGAGGUGAUUUAAUCUGUUGUGAUGGUUGUCCCUCAACAUUCCACCAGAGAUGUCUGGACAUUCAGAUGUUUCCUCAUGGUGAUUGGCAUUGCCCAAAUUGUACAUGCAAAUUCUGUAGGGCAGUUGUCAGAGACACUACUCCGACUGUGGAUGCAAGUCUAUGCAAAUUACUUACCUGCAAGAUGUGUGAGAAAAAAUAUCACAAGUCAUGCAUGCAGGAGGUGAAUGCUACUCCAACUGCUGGUACUGAAUCAGGCUUCGCAUUUUGUGGGAAGGAGUGCAAAGAGCUCUUUGAAGGUUUACAAAAGUGUGUUGGUAUCAAACGCGAACUAGAAGCUGGAUUUUCAUGGUCUCUAGUUCAUAGGACAGAGAUAGAUUCGGAUUCUGUGGUACUUGACCAGCAUCGGACUGUAGAAAACAACUCCAAACUUGCCGUAGCUCUGACAGUCAUGGAUGAAUGCUUUUUGCCCGUCAUUGAUCGGAGGAGUGGGGUGAAUAUAAUACGCAAUGUCCUUUACAAUUGUGGGUCAAACUUCAACCGGCUUAAUUUCGGUGGCUUCUACAGUGCUAUCCUUGAGAGAGACGACGAAAUAAUUGCUUCAGCAUCUAUCAGGUUUCGUGGGGAUCGGCUAGCAGAGAUGCCCUUUAUCGGGACUCGACCUGUCUAUAGAUGCCAAGGGAUGUGCCGUCGGCUUUUCAAUGCAAUAGAAUCUACUCUUCAACGUCUCGAGAUCGAGAUACUGGUUAUUCCUGCAACUGCAGAGUUUACCCAUGCUUGGAUUGAUAAAUUUGGUUUUUGUCCUGUGGAUGAUUUGCUGAAGAAAGAAAUAAGGUCCAUGAAUCUUUUGGUGUUUCCUGGCAUUGGUAUGUUACAGAAGGAUCUGUUCGGACACAGACACGCCGGAGAAGAUUCUGCUUCUGACACAGACAUUGAAAUCAAGAGGGAGCUUUGUGGGAUCGGUCGAGAAGAUUGUCAGAACGAGGACAUGGAUUCCGCCAUAAAAACAACUGAAGUUGAUGUUUUGAGACCCGGUUCCCGGCUCAUGGAACGUAUAGCGAGCUCUUCUUCGAGUCCAAGCACAUCGCCUUCUGAAGAUAGACCCGUAUCAGAUUCUGCAGUUGAUCGCCGGAACUGUGUGGAUUCGAAUAAAGCUUCUCGAGAUGAUGUUCCAGUUUUGGGAGGAUUGCCCACAUGGCCCGACGAUAUAUGUCCGAACAGAGGAGAGACUGAGUACAAACCUUCAAUGGCGGCUGCAAUGGAUCGAGUCGAGAACGGUGUCGGCUCUGGUUAUGGAACAUCAUCAGAUUCUCCGAGAAGAAGGGAGUUGGUCGAGUCCCCGCCACACAGGAACUGCGACAUGGCGUUUCUGGACCACAUUAUCCGUUCUCCGGUGGACACAGUCACCGCAAAGGAAGAUCGAGAUCUGUAUUGUCCUAACUCCGGCGGUGGUUCGAUUUCUCCGGCAAGACAGUAGUGAAAGACUAGGCGAAGAAAGAUAAAAGAAUCGGUUUUUGGGAUGAGAGAGAGAGAGAGAUCCUGAGUAUUUUGGUGUGUAAACUCUCUUGUCAAUGAAUGACUGGAAAUCGAGUAUGUUCAUAAUGUCUAUAUACAUAUACAUAUAUCCGAUUUGUAUAUGUGCCUCAAUGUCCCUAUGAUUCUUCCUAGUCUUGGGUUUGUCCCUUGUGGUGGGUCGAAUUUUUGUUAAGAAAAUAUUAUAUA